This is a messenger RNA of Daphnia pulicaria, 1878 nucleotides long. Its product is annotated as glutamate receptor ionotropic, delta-2-like. The transcript is spliced from 12 exons. Gene Ontology annotation, molecular function: ligand-gated monoatomic ion channel activity. The coding region runs from base 454 to 1860 and encodes 468 amino acids. The record is from RefSeq and is a predicted model, not a curated record. Gene Ontology annotation, cellular component: membrane. Lineage: Eukaryota; Metazoa; Arthropoda; Branchiopoda; Diplostraca; Daphniidae.
UCCACUUCGUUGUCUGCUGUGCUAUGGGGCAUGGGCUGACCGCUGACUGUGAAUGAUUUAGCCAGAUUAAGCUUGUUUUUCAACCAAUUUCGGAUACUUUAAGCCCUCGGAUAAACAGAUGGCCGGAAUUAUCUGACCAUCACAUGAAUAGUAUAGUUGACACUGAAGCAAUAAAAGUUGGAACGACGCGUCUUCCAUCUAAUAAACCAGGGUCCACGUGACAUGCUCUGGACAUGAGAUUGUGUAACAUACUAACAUCUGUUGAUAAUUGUAAGGAAUCUCAGGCCUUCAUCGUAAGAGUAUAUAUACAUAUUGGUACCCCCUAACCUUUGUAUGACAUCUCUUGUUCAGCAGAUUGACAUCUUUUACCAAUGCAAGACUCCAUAUGGAUCUGCCUAGGUUAUAGUGGUUAUACCUAACUCACGAACUUUUUACGUACUUCCUCGUUCGGAAAUGGAUUUAUACAUCGCCUAUAUAUACAGCAGUCAGACGCUUAACGAUUCUACCGUCACUUUGACUCAAAUGGAAAUGAAAAGAUGGAUAAUUGCGUUGAUUAUUUGGUGUCCCCUGCUAAUUGUCAUUGGCGGAACAAGAUACUCCAGAAUCAACAAGCAUCUCCGCGUUGCAACCUUCUACAAUCCUCUUGGCGGUAUUGAUAACAUAUCAGUUAAUAAUAAAGGAUUAAUGGAAAACGAAAUACUUGAAACGUUGGCUUACCACUUGAAUUUUACAAGAUAUGACAUUGUAGUUCCCAACGACACCUUACAGCUGGGGCUACCCGGAAAUGAAUCUUGGUCCGGUGUUCUGGGAUUGAUCAAUCGUAAGGAAGCUGACGUUACAAUUUCAUUUGGGCCUGUCAGUUAUCCGAAAUUUUUAGCUUUCGAUGUCACCGUUGGAAUCAUUAUGGACCACAUAGUAAUAAUGAUCCCUUAUCCAGAACAAGGAAUCGAUGCCAGCGGAUUGAUUUCCAAUUUUUGUCCAGUUACGUGGGUAUGCAUUGCAGUUUCUACGGUGAUUGUGACGCUAGUUCUUUGGCUCAUUGGUUGGUUACAAAAAGAAAAGGACGGCAAAAUCGACGGAGGGUUAUUAAUACUAUACAUAUUGGCAAUAACCUUUUCUCAAGGAGGUUAUUUGAUUCAAAAGUCUACCGCUUUUCGCAUGGUUCAGUCCGCUUGGCUUCUGGCUCUUCUUGUCCUCGCCUAUGCUUACAGCGGAUCUCUCAUUUCUAAGCUAACAGCUCCUAAGAAUCGCUUCCUCAUCAAUUCCCUCGAAGACGCUGCAGCCAAUGAAGAUGUAAUGCCAUUAGUUGUGAAAGACUCCAGCAGUCAAGAAGAAUUUUUGUUGUCACCAGUACCCAGUUUCCAGGAAAUAGCUAGACGCUGGCAAGAACAUCCAGAGCUACUGCUCCGGGAUUCAAAUACAGUAGUCGAUCUCAUGUCAAACAAAACGAAUCAUAUCUUUAUUGGGAGUGACAUCAAUGCUAGAGGGAAUAUCGAACGGGAUUACAGAAUAAAUAAGAAAUGCCGAGUCACCUUACUUCCUAAACUGCAGUCCCGAAGUAACGGACUAUUCCUACAGAAGAACAGUAUAUUAACAUCCUCAUUUAACGCUGAGAAUUUGCGUCUCCUGCAAGCAGGAAUAUUACGUCAAAUUGCGGUGAGGCAUUCGUCGAGGUCACCUACGUGUUCUGUUGAUUUGCUAUCGCCCAGCUCAGCUAUUCCAACUCCGCUAAGAUUCAAUCAACUUGAUGCGGCCUUUUACGUUUUAGCCGCUGGAGGUUGUCUAUCGCUCGCCGUCUUUUUUAUUGAGCUUGCCUUUUAUUAUUGGAAGUCAUUUCAGUCACGAGUUAUUGUAAUAUAAACAACAGUUGAAUCAGCA